AUGGCCCUUGAAGCAGAUCACGCGACAUCAACGGCCCGUAGCCAAGACUACAAGACUGAAAACGAAGCCCUCAAAUCGAAAAUCACCGCUCUACAAUGCGAAAUCCAAGAGAUACAGUCUCUACUUGACAAUCAUAAAGAUUGCAGCAAAUACCCUCAGACUACUGUAACAGCACUGAACUCGAAAGCAGAAGAGGCGGCAUCUCUCAAGUGUCCGGCCUAA
Fusarium verticillioides 7600 is the source of this 222-nucleotide messenger RNA. RefSeq lists its product as hypothetical. The transcript has a single exon. The coding region runs from base 1 to 222 and encodes 73 amino acids. The record is from RefSeq and is a predicted model, not a curated record. NCBI's taxonomy places the organism in Eukaryota, Fungi, Ascomycota, Sordariomycetes, Hypocreales, Nectriaceae.